GGAUUACUUAUCAUCAGGCACCACUUCCUGGUCUUUAUCUAAAAACGUAGAUGAUUCCAACCUGAACAGGUGUUUUGUUUUUAAUAGGGGUUUAAAAUGUCCCCCACUAAGAGCGGUGAGGUGGCUGUAGUUUUCUUCUGUCUUUUUCUCAUUGUUAACUGUAAGUUUCCCACUCUGGAUCACAUCCAACCAAAGGCUAGCGACGAGGAGCAGGCGCGAGCGGUGUCCGGGCUGCUGAGGCGGCUGCUGGGGAACAGAUCCACGGAGUUCAUAGUGUCAGUCAACAGGAGCCUCUCCAAUGACAGCCUGGAUGUUUGUGAGCUCAGAUCAGCUAAAAACAAUAAGAUUGUGGCGACAGGCAGCACCGGAGUGGCCCUGGCUUCUGGGAUCUAUAACUAUCUGAAAUAUUUUUGUAAUUGCCAUGUUUCCUGGUCGGGGAACCAGCUAGCAGUCCCAAGUCCUCUGCCGCAGCUGACAGGCGUGCUGCGCAUCAACACCCCUCACAGAUUCCGGUAUUACCAGAACGUCUGCACCGUCAGUUACUCCUUUGUGUGGUGGGACUGGCCAAGAUGGGAGAAGGAGAUCGACUGGAUGGCUCUGAAUGGAAUCAAUCUGCCUCUGGCUUUCACUGGCCAAGAAGCUCUGUGGCAAGAGGUGUACCGAGCUCUUGGAUUGAACGAGUCGGAGCUGGAAGAGUUCUUCUCUGGACCGGCGUUUCUUGCCUGGAACCGGAUGGCUAACAUGGACAAGUUUGGUGGGCCUCUGCCUCAGUCCUGGCAUGUGAACCAACUGUACCUCCAAUUUAAAAUCUUAGAGCGGAUGAGAGCUUUUGGAAUGAUACCUGUGCUGCCAGCCUUCUCAGGGAACAUUCCCAGAGGAAUUCUCAGGUUGUACCCGAAAGCCAAUGUUACCAGGUUGGGACCGUGGGCACAUUUCAACUGCAGCUUCUCAUGCUCCUACAUCCUGGAUCCAAGGGACCCGCUUUUUCUCCAGAUUGGCACCCUCUAUCUGUCUGAGGUGGUAAAGCAGUUUGGCACAGACCAUAUCUACAACACUGACACCUUCAAUGAGAUGACCCCACCUUCUUCUGACCCCACCUACCUAUCUGCAGUCAGCCGCUCUGUCUUUGCCUCAAUGACUGCCGUUGAUCCUAAUGCGAUCUGGUUGAUGCAAGGCUGGUUGUUCUUCAGCGAUCAGACGUUCUGGAAGCCGCCACAGAUCCAGGCUCUACUCCACGGAGUUCCCCUGGGAAGAAUGAUUGUGCUGGAUCUGUUUGCAGAGGCCGAUCCAGUUUUCACAUACACAAAGUCUUUCUAUGGACAGCCCUUCAUCUGGUGUAUGCUGAACAACUUUGGGGGCAACAAUGGAUUUUUUGGCACAAUUGAGAGCAUCAACUCAGGGCCUUUUAAAGCCCUACACUUCCCAAACUCCACUCUGGUAGGAAUAGGCAUGACACCUGAGGGUAUUGAGCAGAAUCCUGUUAUCUAUGAGUUAAUGAGUGAACUGGCAUGGCGCAAAGAGCCAGUCAACCUUGCAAAGUGGGUGUCCCUGUAUGCAGUACGGCGCUACGGUGGCAUGAAUGAUAACCUGACAGCUGCAUGGAAGCUCCUAUUCACCAGUGUGUAUAACUGCACCAUAGCGGGGUAUGUCAAUCACAAUCACAGCCCUCUCGUACGCAGGCCAUCUUUUCGGAUGAGAACAGACCUGUGGUAUGAUCCUGCUGACCUGUUUGAAGCCUGGAGACUCUUCAUGGAAGCGGCUCCUUCUUUUAUGACCAAAGAGACCUUCCAGUAUGAUCUAGUCGAUGUGACCCGGCAGGUCCUGCAAGUUCUGACAUCGUCUUUUUACCAGGAUAUCGCAGAUGCCUUCGCCAAUAAAAAAAUGCCAGAGCUGCUGACUGUGGGUGGCGUGCUGGUGUAUGACCUCCUGCCUGAACUCAACCGACUGUUGAGUAGCAACCAGAACUUCCUGUUAGGGACGUGGCUGGAGCGAGCCCAAUCCAAGGCCCUGAACGAGAGAGAGGCACAGCUUUACGACAUGAACGCCAGAAACCAAGUCACUCUGUGGGGUCCCAGCGGCGAGAUCCUGGACUAUGCUAACAAACAGUGGGGGGGUCUUAUCGAAGACUACUACGCUCAGCGGUGGGGGUUGUUUGUCCAAAUGCUGGUGGAGUGUCUGGACCGUGGACUUCCAUACAAGCAGGAUACCUUCAACCAGGCAGUUUUCCAGGUUGAACAGGGAUUCAUUUACAAUGGCAGGAAGUACCCAACCAAACCUCAGGGAGACACUUAUGAGAUCGCCCACAGAAUUUUUCUCAAGUACUACCCUCAAGCCAUGAAGAGACUACAACAAAUGGACAAAUGGAAGAAAACUCUCCCAUCUCCCCCAUCCCAUGACUGUCCCAGUGCAUCGGCAAAUAGAUACUGUCCAGAUAUAUACUGAAAUAAUCUGUUGGUAUGAUUUAUUGAAAUGAGCAGCUGAUUGGUGUGUGUGGUUUUAUUGGGAAUAACUGUUAAUUUACUGAUCACUUUUACAAAAAUACUUUUUUAAAAAGGAGCAUAUUAAGGCUGCAGUAUGUAAUGUUUAUUAAAAAAAAGGUUUUUUAGCAUAUUUUGUAAUCCUUCCCGCAGUCUUGGCACAACGCUCAGGAGGAGCGCGGCAAAUGUCACGGUCAGACAGCAAGAAGGGUGACCCGUCAGACCGUCAGUUCCCCAAAUCACACAAAAAAGACUUGUAAAAGUGGCUCAGUGCUGGUUGGGGCUAGUGGGAGAUGAUGACCCCAUCUCUUAUGAUGACUGUUUAAGCAGGAGGCUUAAACUAUUUUAUUUCUGAUCUCAGUGAGUGUCUCAAUUUGGUCACAUGAUUUUCGAACUGUUAAAUUUAGCAAUGGGCUAUGCAAAUUGUGUGCCAGAUUUGGAACUUUCUGACACAUGCAACCAUGUUUGCAGCUGCAUCUGUGACCAGCCAUGGCACUUUCUCUGACAUGGCCCACUCUACCAUUUAUUGUUUUGUUUCUUGGUUCAGAAUUUCAACAGUUUGCUGCUGAGGGACGUGUUCCACUCCCAACAUCUAUUUACACAAUGUAUGGUUGUCACUGUUGACAUAGUGACAGGUCACAGCCAGGUAAGCCUCCAUGUUGAUGGAUGUCCUCAUGUCAGCUGUUAGGCUAACUGCAACUGCACUCUGCAGUUCUUUUUUCACCUCCUCCUUUUUCUCCUCAUACCUCUGGCUAUUCAUGGGCUAGGGCACUGGUCCCAAAGAUUUUCUUCUGGCCCCCC
Molecule: messenger RNA, 3278 nt
Organism: Xiphophorus maculatus (southern platyfish)
Lineage: Eukaryota; Metazoa; Chordata; Actinopteri; Cyprinodontiformes; Poeciliidae
Gene: naglu
Product: N-acetyl-alpha-glucosaminidase
Exons: 6
Coding region: 97-2442 (781 amino acids)
Source: RefSeq, a predicted model, not a curated record